This is a messenger RNA of Periconia digitata, 1488 nucleotides long. Lineage: Eukaryota; Fungi; Ascomycota; Dothideomycetes; Pleosporales; Periconiaceae. The record is from the annotation of a GenBank genome assembly.
AUGCCGCCUGCACCACCAGUCUCAAGAUUUCAAGAAGGGCCUGAACGUAAGAGGAAAGCCCACGCUAAGUCACGCAAAGGCUGCGGCAACUGCAAACUGAGGCGCGUAAAGUGUGACGAAACCAGACCUCGAUGUAAACGAUGUGCCGCUUACGGCGUAUCGUGCGACUAUGACGGAUCAAGACCGUCGCUAGAUCUGGCUGCCCAGGGCUCCUUCCAGGUCGAUCUGUUCCAGUCUACACCUUCGCCUGCAACCUCUGAUUCCCCCCAUGCUGCGACCACACCGAUACCGGGCCCUGCGAAACCACCCUCGACUCGGAAAACCAUAGCAUCCAUGGUGAAUGCCUCCCUCCAGAACAAAUCCUCGGCUUUGAACUCUAGUGCAGACAUGCCUGGCAUGUCUACUUUUCAUCAAGUCCCCUCGUGGACAUUUACCGAAGAGCAUCUCGACAUCUUGAAGAGGUUUCAAGAACGGACCGUCUCUACUAUAGGAAACAGGCAAACAGCGCCUACCUACAGGGACUGCAUUUCUCAUCUCGCAUUCUCGCACCCUUUUCUCAUGCACAUGGUCCUCAGUCUGACACUGAUGCACGACGCACAUCUCUCCACUCCGCUUUCGGAAGAAAUAGGCGCCAAAUACCACCACGCAUCUCUUCAACAUUGGAAUACAGCAACCAAACUUUUCAAACACGUUCUUUCAAACCCAAUCCCACCCUCGUAUCGAGAUGCCGUAUGGGCGACGGGGGCGCUUCUAGGUGCUGCCAGCUUCGCCUACGUCGAGGCCUCCAAGCCCGAAGAAUCAUGGCCGCUUAAGCCCUCGGAGCCUACCGACCUCGACUGGCUCAAGCUGAGCGAAGGCAAAAAGGCAAUAUGGCAGGUAGCCGACCCCACACGGCCUGAUUCCAUAUUUAAAGGCAUCGCACUGAAAAUGUCGGUCGUCCGCGUUAGCGACUGGCUGGCCGAGUUCGACCUCUCGUUUCUCCCACAACACCUCAAGGAGCUGUACGGUAUCACGCCACAAUCCACACCCCAGAACAACGUCUACUGUCUCCCCAUCAUCAUGCUCUCACGUCUACACGGUCUAACGCCCAAUCACGACAACGUCAUCGAAUUCCUGCUCUUCAUGGCCCUGAUCCCGCCGGACUUUAAGAACCUGCUGGAGCUCAAGGAUCCUAGAGCCUUACUGCUCCUUCUAUGGUGGUUCCGACAGCUCGAGCACGGCGACCCCUGGUGGCUAGUUAAGCGUGCCAAGCUCGAGGGUAGGGCUCUCGAAAUCUGGCUCGAAACGUAUUAUGGCGGCGAAGCUGGCUUGACAAGAAUGUACGCCAGUAUGGGCCAGCAGCAUCACUUCAAUCAGCAGACGACUUCCAAGAGCAGUACUGCGGGAUCAAUGGAUGCGAGCGGUCGGGGCGGGAAUGAGGCUGCUUUCCCGCCUUCGGUCGAGUCGUGGAUCAAAGACAAGUCGAAUGCUGGGUGUCCUGUCCAAUAA